AUGGAUUUCCUCAUGGAUCUGCCAGACUCUUCCGGCUUCAUGACUAUUUUAGUUGUAGUGGACCGGUUCUCCAAGAUGUGCCGACUCAUCACCCUUCCGCAUCUACCUAAUGCCAUGGAAAUUGCCGAGUGCAUGUUCCAACAGGUGUUUUGUCUGUAUGGGAUCCCGGAAGAUAUCGUUUCGGAUCAGGGACCCCAGUUCGUCUCCAGGGUGUGGCGAGCCUUCUGCGACCAACUGGGUGUGAAGAAAGCCAAACUCGAUGGAGCCCAAGAGAAAUUUAACACCUACGUGACGCUGAAAGUGCAGAACGUCAAGAGCACAACCAUCGCUGUGCGUGGUGCCCAGCCAUGCUGGGAGCAGGACUUCAUGUUUGAGAUCAACAGGCUGGAUCUGGGGCUGACAGUGGAAGUGUGGAACAAAGGGUUAAUCUGGGACACCAUGGUGGGCACCUUGUGGAUCCCCUUGGAAAACAUCCGCCAGUCUGAUGAGGAGGGGCCGGGGCAGUGGCUGACCCUAGACUCCCAGGUCAUCAUGGCUGAGAAUGAGAUCACAGGCACCAAAGACCCCACCUUCCACCGCGUGCUGCUGGACAGCCGAUUUGAACUGCCAUUAGACAUUCCAGAGGAUGAGGCUCAAUACUGGGCCAAGAAACUGGAGCAGCUCAACUCCAUGAGGGACCAGGGCUACACAUACCAGGAAGAGGAGAGACCACUUCAAGCACCAUCAACACAAUGCUGUAACUGGAGUCUGUGGGGAAACCAGCAAAAUGAGGACCCAGACAGUGCGAUGGACGACAGAGAUAGUGACUACCGCAGUGAGACCAGUAACAGCAUCCCCCCUCCCUUCUACACCAUGUCUCAGCCCAACACCUCCAUGCACCAGAACCCCAUCCUGAGAGACCAGCGCUACUCCUCGCACAUCUCCUACAACGGCUCCAUCCAAGAGCUGGACUAUGACAACCAUAGAGCCAGCAGUCCUACAGGCAGCAGUCACUAUGCCUCCUCCGGGGAGCUGAGUCAAGGCAGCUCCCAGCUCAGUGAGGAGUUUGGCCCAGAGGUCGAGGGGAACACGAGGGGCUCUGUGGAGCUCUACGAUGAGAACGACGCCUACCACUCCUGUCACUCCUCUGUCAGCUACGGCUGGGAUCCCGACGCACCCGAAGAGGUGUACAGUGACGAGGGGGGCUACAUCAAAGAUGACGAGGAGGAGGGUGAGCUUUAUGAGCCCGAAGAUGGAGAGGGGGAGUACGACUAUGAGAGAGAGGAGGAGGAAGAGAUGGACAGCACGCUAAGCGAGGAGCUGCACUACACCCCCUCCCCUACAAGCACGGCUUCCACGCUGGCCCCCAAGGCCUCCAUUGCCAGGCCUCCUCUGGAGAAACAGGCCUCCCUGAGAGAGCAGCAGCCACAACCCCUCACCCUGGUUCCCUCUUCCCUGUCCCCCACCACUCAAGCCCACCCAAUGCUCCCUUUCCAGCCCCCUGUCACCACAGCCUCCACCAAGCCUACCUUCACCCCAAUGAUCCAUCCAUCCCUCAUCCAGCCCCCGGCGCCCACAGCCCAGCCCCCUGCUCCAGAUACCCAGCCUCCGGUGUCUGAUGCCCUGGAUGACAUCCACCUAGACAUCCAAGUGGAGAAGCCUCUGACUUUAGAGGAGGAGGUCCCUGUCGUAGAGAGCCUCCCAGCAGAAGUCCCCCCAGAGAAGAUCGAGACCCCGGGCGUCAGCUAUCAGAGGCCCAUCAUGGAGCCUGGUUCAGACAGGGCUAGGGCCAACUGGCAACGGCUCUGCAGCAAGGUCCGACUACAGCUGCAGCGGGCUCGGGGGGAGUCCAUUGGGAUUUGCUCCCUGUUGCUAUCAGCAGGGGUGGGUGGUGCGCUGUAUAGCAUCGACAGCAUGCCGGACCUCCGCAAGAGGAAAGCCAUGCCUCUGGUCAGGGACCUGUCCCUGGCUCAGAACUCCAGGAAGGCAGGGUUCACAUCAGCUAUGGCGUCCAGCACUCUCAAUAACGAGGAGCUGAAGAGCCAUGUGUACAAGAAGACCCUACAGGCUCUGAUCUACCCCAUCUCCUGCACCACGCCCCAUAACUUUGAGGUGUGGACGGCCACGACACCCACCUACUGCUAUGAGUGUGAGGGGCUGCUGUGGGGCAUCGCCCGCCAGGGCAUGAGGUGCACCGAGUGCGGGGUCAAAUGUCACGAUAAGUGCCAGGACCUACUCAAUGCUGACUGCCUGCAAAGGGCAGCGGAGAAGAGUUCUAAGCAUGGGGCGGAGGACAGAACCCAGAACAUCAUCAUGGUUCUAAAAGACAGGAUGAAGAUCCGAGAGAGGAACAAGCCGGAGAUCUUUGAGCUGAUCCAGGAGGUGUUUGCCAUGGUCAAAGCCACUCACGUCACCUACAUGAAGCAGAUCAAACAGAGCGUACUGGAUGGCACCUCCAAGUGGUUGGCCAAGAUCAGCAUCACAGUGCUGUGUGCCCAGGGCCUCCAGGCGAAGGAUAAGACAGGCUCCAGUGACCCCUACGUCACGGUCCAGGUGGGCAAGACCAAGAAGAGGACCAAGACCAUCUACGGAAACCUCAACCCUGUCUGGGAGGAGAACUUCAACUUUGAGUGCCACAACUCCUCGGACCGGAUCAAGGUGCGGGUGUGGGACGAGGAUGAUGACAUCAAGUCUCGGGUGAAGCAGAAGUUCAAAAAGGAGUCAGAUGACUUCCUGGGUCAGACCAUCAUCGAGGUCCGCACGCUGAGCGGAGAGAUGGAUGUCUGGUACAACCUGGACAAGCGUACAGACAAGUCAGCCGUGUCUGGUGCCAUCAGGAUGCACAUCAAUGUGGAGAUCAAAGGAGAGGAAACAGUCGCUCCAUAUCAUGUCCAAUACACCUGUCUGCACGAGAACCUCUUCCACUUUGUCACAGAUGUGCAGAGCUCUGGUGUUGUGAAGAUUCCUGAUGCUAAAGGGGAUGAUGCGUGGAAGGUGUACUUUGAUGAGACUCCUCAGGAGAUAGUGGAUGAGUUUGCCAUGCGCUACGGAGUGGAGUCAAUCUAUCAGGCUAUGACUCACUUUGCCUGCCUGUCGUCUAAGUACAUGUGCCCUGGGGUGCCGGCGGUAAUGAGUACCCUGCUGGCCAACAUCAAUGCAUACUACGCCCACAGCACCCAGGCUACCAACAGCGUGUCUGCCUCCGACCGUUUCGCCGCAUCCAACUUCGGGAAAGAACGAUUUGUGAAGCUCCUAGACCAACUCCACAACUCCCUUAGGAUUGAUCUGUCCAUGUACCGGAAUAACUUCCCAGCCAGCAGUCCUGAGAGGCUGCAGGACCUCAAGUCUACUGUGGAUCUGCUCACCAGCAUCACCUUCUUCAGGAUGAAGGUACAGGAGCUACAGAGUCCCCCUAGAGCCAGUCAGGUGGUGAAGGACUGUGUCAAGGCCUGUCUCAACUCCACCUACGAAUACAUCUUCAACAACUGUCACGAACUCUACAGCCGCGAGUACCAGACAGACCCGGCCAAGCCAGGAGUGGUCGCUCCAGAGGAGCAGGGUCCCAGCAUCAAGAACCUGGACUUCUGGUCCAAACUCAUCACCCUCAUCGUGUCCAUCAUAGAGGAAGACAAGAACUCCUACACACCCUGCCUAAACCAGUUUCCUCAGGAGCUCAACGUGGGUCAAAUCAGUGCUGAGGUGAUGUGGAACCUGUUUGCUCAGGAUAUGAAGUACGCCAUGGAGGAGCAUGAGAAGAACCGGCUGUGUAAGAGUGCAGAUUACAUGAACUUGCACUUCAAGGUCAAGUGGCUGUACAACGAGUACUGCAGAGACCUGCCCUUCUUUAAGAGCCGUGUGCCUGAGUACCCGGCGUGGUUCGAGCCAUUUGUCAUCCAGUGGUUGGACGAGAAUGAGGAAGUGUCUCGAGACUUCCUGCAUGGUGCACUGGAGAGGGACAAAAAGGACGGGCUCCUCACUAAACCUCCUAGUUAUCAGGCAGACUUGUCCUCCUCCACGUCUCCAGCACUCAUCAAAGACUUCCCUGAGACAAUGGAUGCCAAAGCACAGAUGUUGCAGUGGAGACUCGAGCUCAAAGUAGAAAUUUUCGACGGGAAGGGGGUGAAGUUCACGGCUAGUGAGGAUGUGUACCCAGAGAAGGGCUCUGGUGUGGACGACGCCGUGGGAGAGGUGUCUAUCCACGUGGAGAUCUUCACCCACCCCAACACUGGAGAGCACAAGGUCACCGUCAAAGUGGUGGCAGCCAAUGACCUGAGAUGGCAGACCACGGGGGUGUUCCGUCCCUUCGUGGAGAUCUACAUCAUUGGUCCUCAUCUAGCUGACAAGAAGAGGAAGUACGCCACCAAGUCCAAGAACAACAGCUACGCCCCCAAAUACAACGAAACGUUCACAUACGCCCUCAGUAACGAGGUGGGCACAGAGUGUUACGAGCUGCAGGUGUGUGUGAAGGACUACUGCUUCGCCCGGGAGGACCGUACCGUGGGCAUAGCCGUAAUGCAGUUGAAGGACAUGUCCUCUAGGGGCAGCGUAGCGUGCUGGCUCCCCCUGGGAAAGAGGGUCCACAUGGACGAGACGGGCCUCACCGUCCUCCGCAUCCUGUCCCAGCGCAACAACGACGACGUGGCAAAGGAGUUCGUCAAGCUCAAGUCAGAUCAGCGCUCUCCCGAGGAGGGCCGAGGAUGA
Messenger RNA from Salvelinus namaycush (lake trout), 4680 nucleotides. RefSeq names its product protein unc-13 homolog A-like. Gene Ontology annotation, cellular component: synaptic vesicle membrane; neuromuscular junction; presynaptic active zone cytoplasmic component. The coding region runs from base 1 to 4680 and encodes 1559 amino acids. Gene Ontology annotation, biological process: presynaptic dense core vesicle exocytosis; synaptic vesicle maturation; dense core granule priming. The transcript has 34 exons. Gene Ontology annotation, molecular function: calmodulin binding; phospholipid binding; calcium ion binding. Lineage: Eukaryota; Metazoa; Chordata; Actinopteri; Salmoniformes; Salmonidae. The record is from RefSeq and is a predicted model, not a curated record.